Molecule: messenger RNA, 3035 nt
Organism: Dothidotthia symphoricarpi CBS 119687
Lineage: Eukaryota; Fungi; Ascomycota; Dothideomycetes; Pleosporales; Dothidotthiaceae
Exons: 3
Coding region: 66-2810 (914 amino acids)
Biological process (GO): maintenance of mitotic sister chromatid cohesion; mitotic sister chromatid cohesion
Cellular component (GO): chromatin; SMC loading complex
Molecular function (GO): double-stranded DNA binding
Source: RefSeq, a predicted model, not a curated record
CAGGCCACCAUGCGACGAAUAUUCGGCAUUUUCUGGUGAAACUGCUCGCCGCGAAGGAGUCUACCAUGGAUCCACGGUAUAACUGGACGCCGCCGGCCUAUGCGAACAGUCAAUAUGUGCCAUAUACUCCUCCACAGCAGCAGCAACCGCAACAGCAUCUACAACAGCAUCAACAGCAGCAGCAGCAGCAGCCACAUGGCUAUCAACAACACGGUUACCCCGCGCAGUACCCCCCGAUUCAGAUGGCCAUGCCCCAGCAAUAUCCACAGCUACCGCCCCCUCGUAGUGGCCCUCAGGUCGCCGUCACCCCUCGACAGUUGAGCCAGAACCAGGGCCAGCAGUAUCCGCUCAUGGCUCUCCCGAUGCAGCAUCCGCAGUCGCAACCUCGAGCGCAUCCCCAAGUUCGCAUCCCCGUCAGACCACCGGGUCCCGAGUCGCACAUGCAGACGCCUCCACAAAACCCUCGGAUACGCUACGAACAGGUCUCUGUUCAGCGCCUCGCCAACGGCCGUGUCGCGCAGAUAGAUGGCGCCCACGACCGACGUCCCAUGUACAGCACGCAACAGGUCCCUGCGCCUCCCGCGACGAAGCCAGUGCAAUCCCCAUCCCAGUCACAUCAGGAAAAUGGGCCCCGGCCGCAGCAACGCGUUGUGAGCACGCCUCUCCAAAACCACCGCCAAAACCGCGCACCCUUGCAGCCACAGUAUACGCCCCAACAACGUACACCGUCCAAUCAACAUAGCAGCCCGUCAAUACAAUCGGCGUCCUCUCAGCCAAGGUCGCAUCCCAAAGUCGUCAUUUCCUCGAGGCCUCCCUCCCACCAACUCACCUCACCAACCAAACAUGCUCGUCCGCCUCAGAAAGCAUUACCGGCCGAUCUCUCCGUCAUGCUGCUGUCAGCAGCCGACGAGUACAUUGCUGCCGCGCGCGCUAUGGGUUCCGUCGUGGUGCGAGACAGGAAAGAGGUGGAUCAACGACAGUAUUAUAAGCUUAUGGCUACAGCCAUGGGGUGUAUGGAGGCUGUCUUGAAGAAGUUCAACUUGUCACCGCGUGACGAAGCCAGACUACGCUUACGAUACGCAAGCCUGCUUAUCGAAGAGACGGACAACACCGCCGAGAUUGACGACGCUCUAUCCAAAGGAAUAUCCCUAUGCGGGCGCUGCCGACUCCAAGAUCUGAAGUAUGGCAUGUUACAUCUCCAAGCUCGCUAUCAAUCAAAAACCAACCACCGUGCCGCCCUGAAAUCCUUAGACAUACCAAUAUCAGAGGCAGAGACCUUCCAGCAUAUUGCUUGGGUCUAUGCCUUCCGCUUUCUCAAAGUUUCUUUGAUCCUACAGAUACCCGGUCGCAUCGAGGCUGUCCCAGCUCUUCAACAUUUGCAUGCCAUCUCGGCACACGCAGGAAAGAAUGGAGAUCGGGCGAUAUACGUAGCUUGUAGUGCUUUCGAGGCCAUGGUUCAUCUACGCUCUGGUGCUCCAGAUCGUCUCGAGCACGCACAGAGAGCUAUUGCCGCAGCUCGCAGUCUGCAACUUCAAGUCUCGUCCACACAGCUAGGUUCUUUUGGGACACUCAUCGAUAUCAUUGAUGUUGCUUGUGGUGUUCAACAAGGGAUACCCAACGGCAAGAAGUCAAUCGCCCUCAUCGAAGCCAUGGCAACUCACAACGACGAGACACCGAGCAAAGCGAAUGGACACUUCACUGUGUUGAUCGAGCGGAGCUUCGGUGGAAGCUUGACGAUGGACACUGGUGGCGUAUUUCACAAAAGUGGAGACGGACGUGAUGAAUUGGUCUUCACCUGGCUUCCUACGGAGGAUCUCAAGACACUGUGCCUCCAUAUUAGUGCCUUGGAUCAAAGUGUUCACGAGAGAGGCCUUGUGUACAUUAAGGAAGCCCAUGCCCGGUCGAGAGAAGCUUCCAAACGCCAGACAUCACAGAGUCUCCCCAUUUCCCGUGUUUUGGAUCGAGUGAGCUGGUGUAGAACGCUCGACUGGCACUCGGUGUUCACUCUUGGCCUCAUUGCCUGCUACCGUGAAGACCACCAGACUGCUGAAGAGGCUCGGGCGACGUUGAAAAAGCGUGCCACAAGACCCCCGUUUGCGAACGAUGAUGCCUAUACUCGGACACUAUCGUACCUGUCCGCGGUCAUUGACCAGAGAAGCGGCCGCUUCGAUUCAGCUUCGACCAUCUACUCGUCCAACUUAUUCACCCUUCCUGAAAAGGGAGCUCUCGCUACUUCCAAAUCUGACAUCGAAGUUCUUGCAGCAGUGAAUCGUCUUCUACUCAUACGAAACUCGACGCAUCCAGAGCACUACUUGACUGGUGUGCUAUUGGCUCAACUACAGCCGCUUUGCGAAACUCUCCUGAACCGGUUCGUGAGGAUGGCCAUCCAACUCGCCAACGCUAUGUCGAGUCCCAACGCGUCCAUCAAUCGCCAGAAAACGCUAAUGCAAAACGCGGUCAACGAAGCCAACGGGGUGUUCCAGAGCACACAUAAUCGCGAGUUCGUCAUCAUGGCACUCUGUUACUUUACCAAAAGAUUUUUCGCAGAUAAUGUUGGUGAAAAGGGUCUGCAGGCUGUACGAGCCAGUAGACAAAAUGCGAAUAAAACCCACAAACCUCUCUGGAUUGCCGUCGCAAACGGUCUGUGUAUCGGCACGUUUGAGCGUAACGGCAUGAUGAAUGAGGCGCAAGAGUGCCAGCGCACAUAUGAAAUGAUUAGAGGGAAACUGCCUCUUGCGUUGCAGAAUCAGGAUGACAUGGAUGCAGAAGGAGAUGAAGACGCGGAAGGCAGCAUUGAUGAGUUAGUGUGAGUUAGAUUGAACCUGCGAGGCGCAUUUCGAGGAUCGUCUACAUGUUGUUGGCGUUAUAUGGAACGAAGGUAUAUCCACUGCUCUUUUACAUGUGGGGCUGUAGACCUGGUUAAGGUCAGAGUUGUUCGAAUAGAAUGAUAGCGUGAUACUUCGCACUUGCAAUGGUAUUCGGACAAUGUUGAGAGGAGAGGAAUCUAGCAAGUAGUGUAUGAUCAUUAUUUUCGG